This is a messenger RNA of Benincasa hispida (wax gourd), 3195 nucleotides long. RefSeq names its product F-box protein SKIP14. NCBI's taxonomy places the organism in Eukaryota, Viridiplantae, Streptophyta, Magnoliopsida, Cucurbitales, Cucurbitaceae. The record is from RefSeq and is a predicted model, not a curated record. Gene Ontology annotation, molecular function: protein binding. Gene Ontology annotation, cellular component: cytoplasm.
UGGUAAUUCUAUUUUAUUUUUUCGCACUUUCCUGCUCUCUCUCUCUCUCUCCCUUGCGCUCUGAACUCGAUCGUCAGGUUCCUCACCCUCCCUUCUCUCUCUUGGAGUCGAAUUUCCUCUUGAGAAAGAUAAUCGUUCUUCUCAAUUUCCGUGUAAAUUUCCUAUCUGGAGGAAAAAAAAAGCUUCAUCUUCGAGGAUUCGAUUCCAAGAGAUCCAUUGUUUUGUUUCUUGAUUACUCCAUUUUGCUUCAUAGGGUUUCGUUGUUCAUCGCUGUAGAAAUCAUUUUGCUUCUUAGGUUUUCCUUUCCCCACUCUAUUCGUCGACGUUUCUGCUUAAGUUUUGUUUUUUGUUUUUUGUUUUUUGUUUUCUUGGUAUUUGUGGGUUUAUUUGACUCUGCAGAGUUCGGAUUAUGUUUUUGUAGGUGAAUAUAGAAAAAUCGAGAACGGUAUAUAGCAGGAUUAGUUUGAUUUGAUUUAAAGGAAAAAAAAUAGCUGUUGUUUCUUAUGAUGUAGAUAAUUUUGAUGCGAUUGACGAGAUGAUCGUUUUUUGUGUUUCCCCUUUUUGUCAAGCUAAGAAAGUUUUUCCUUUUAUUUUUUGGAAGAAGCUCUGAAAUUCUGGUGCGUUGUUUUAGUUUGCGAUCCAAAAUUGAGGGUUUCUUGUAAUUACUCCUCUUCAUUUUUCUUUUUCUUCUAUUUCUAUUUCGUUUAUCACGUCUUUCACCUUUUUUCAUAGUUUUUUUUGGGAGACUAUUGGGAAUUUAGGGUUAUAGUUUAGGUUGGGGUUGGUAGGAUCCUCGAUGACUCUUAAUUUUUCUUGUCGUCCUUUCUUCCCUUUGCACUUUUCCGAGGACAAUUUAGUUUCUCCAAUGAGGAUUGCCAAUGGUUAUAUUGUCGAGGGAAUUCCUGAGAAUAAUGCCGAAGGCUGUGGAAACCCAUGGCAUCUUGGCCGGGAGGUGGGUGCUUGUUUUGAUCAUGGAAAGGAUAUAUGUUCAGAUAGCUCACAGGAUCCUGUCUCUAAGGACAUCCUUGAUAUUCUGCCUGCGGAUCCAUUUGGCAUGGAUAUAAGUUCCACCUUUACAGCAAUUACAGGAUGGCUUGAGGACAUGGAAGUGGACUAUGCUGAGUGUGUCAGGGACAGGGGUGGUGCUAGCGAAACGAAUAUCGAGUUAUUUGCAGGUCUGAAUUUUAUUUGGAACAACACUUUGAAGUUCCAGAAGUUCCCUGAGAUUAAAAGUAUUGAUCAGAAACCUUAUCCAAUGUAUAGCUGUGAUGGGUGUCCGGAUGGGAAGGUAACUGGCGAUGUGUCCUGCUGUUGUGAUUUUGGAUCCAUUUGUAGUAUGGAUGAAGCAUUUUUGGCUAAUGACGAUCCUCCUAGCUGUGGUGAGCAGCAGGAUAUAGAAUGUCAGGAGCAGAAUUGCACCUAUUCGGAGAUAGAUGGAGGAUCCCCUCAUGCAGCCUUAAGCUUUGCACUUUGUUAUUUGGGUGUUCAGGAUCUACUCUCUGUUGGGAGGGUUUGCAGAUCUCUUCAUUCAGUGGUAGAGGGCGACCCCCUUUUAUGGAGGAACAUUCGCAUUGAUCAACCAUUGAAUGAGAAGAUUACUGAUGACAUUCUAUUGCAAUUAACUAAUAGGGCUCGAGGUAACCUGCAAAGCUUGAGUCUUGUGGAAUGCCCAAGAAUUACAGACGAGGGUCUGAAGCAUGUGCUUGAAAGCAAUCCUAGGCUUACAAAAUUGUCCGUUCCUGGAUGUACUAGACUCAGUAUUGAAGGUGUUGUUAGCAGCUUGAGGGCUUUCAAGUUGACGAGUACUCAAGGAGUGAAACAUCUACGAAUUGGUGGAUUAUAUGGGGUGACACAAGAACAUUUUGAAGAGUUGAAGUUAUUACUGGGAAGUGACUGCAACCUUACGCAGCAAAAUUCUUAUAAGCCACAUAUUUAUCACAGGGGAAACUUUUAUGUGUCUUGUGAUGAUGAACGUGCUAUUGAUAUUGAAAAAUGUCCAAGGUGCCAAAACCUGAGGCUUGUCUAUGAUUGCCCAGUGGAUGGUUGUCAGGGAAAAGAACAUGCAACUCAAGCAUGUAAAGGAUGCACCCUUUGUAUACCGCGAUGUAUCCAAUGUGGUCGAUGCAUUAAUGAGAGUGAGUAUGUGGAAACAUUUUGCUUGGAAUUGCUCUGCUCAGAUUGCUGGAAGCCAUUACUGAAAUGUCAAGAGAAACAGGAUUGGAGGACGUUGACCGACUUCUAAUUAAUUCUUGGCAUGGACGUGAGUUGCUCAAUUGGCUUCAUUGAAAAAAAGAAAAAGAAAAAAAAAAAGAAAAAAAAAAAGAAAAAAAGGAAAGAAAAAACUAGAAUCAUUCAUGUGGUUCCUGUUAUUUUAAUCUUAAGCUCUAGAGUCAGCUUCCUUUAGGUUCUAUGUAUGGCAGCUGCUAUUGUUAAUCCUCCAGUGUCGAAGGGGGAAACUUUAAGAGAAUAAGUAGUAAAUGCAAAUUAGUGAUGUAGUGAAUAAGAAGAAUCUCUUGUGCUGCAGAAGGCUUCUUACCAUCAUUGUUUGAUGUACAUGUGUAGUCGAUCAAGCUUGUAAGGUGAUCUCUAGGAUCUUGGUCGUACUGUUAAUGAAAUGGUGUGAGCAUUGGAAUGCUCAGCUCUAUUAGUACCAUUCUCACCUCGAGGCGAGAAGACUCAAGAUUCUUGGAAAGCAAGAUGAGGACGUCUUUUUCUAAUAGUGUCUACUCUACCACGAUGUGUUGUGCCCUGUGUAAGCUCAGCUGAGAUUUAUGAAAAAAGGGAACACAAGCUUGCUCGGUAUCUAUGUAAUGUGGGAAGUUUGGCGUCUCUGUUAUAGCCCUGGUAUCUUCAUGAAGAAAGCUGCCGUUGGCCUGCCUGUGAGGUUCUUUUCCGAUGGGAUUUCUUGUUGGCUACGUGCAUUCUCAAGGUUUUGAUCUCUGUUAUAGCUCGAAUGUAUUGAGGGAUCAGUUCCAUAUCCUGUGCGGCGUCAUCAAAAGUUUGCUGUCUCUUAACAUUUUUUUUUUUUUUUUUGCAUUUUCGCUUCUUCAUCCAGCAGUACUUUUGCUACUACCUAUGAUCGUGUACUUCCUCUGGUUGGACUUGUCCUAACGUCAUUAUCACCAUGAAACUUGCUCGGUCUUGUUUCUUAUUGGUUAUGAAUAUGAUUUAUGAGGGGAAUUGUGUUUACAAUAA